Messenger RNA from Macadamia integrifolia, 865 nucleotides. RefSeq lists its product as uncharacterized. The coding region runs from base 1 to 714 and encodes 237 amino acids. The record is from RefSeq and is a predicted model, not a curated record. Lineage: Eukaryota; Viridiplantae; Streptophyta; Magnoliopsida; Proteales; Proteaceae. The transcript has 2 exons.
AUGCGUCGAAGGUAUCUUGAUGCUAUAGCUUUAGUACAAAAAUAUGGAAAACCUGAUCUUUUCAUCACUAUGACAUGCAAUCCAGACUGGGUUGAGAUACAAGAAGAAUUAAAACAAGGACAAGUUCCACAAGAUAGACCAGAUCUUACAGCUAGGAUAUUUCGAGCAAAGUUACAUGAUCUAAAAGAUCAAUUAUUCAAGAAAGGGAUCCUUGGUAAAGUGGCUGCACACGUACAUGUUGUUGAAUUUCAAAAAAGGGGGCUUCCACAUGCACACAUACUGAUAAUUAUGCACAAGGACUUCAAGAUAACAAAUGCUGAUGUUUUUGAUAAAUUUGUAUGUGCAGAAAUUCCAGAUUUUAAUGAAGAUCCAGUUUUAUAUGAGAAAGUUAUGAAACAUAUGAUGCACGGACCCUGUGGAGAUUUGAAUAAACUAAAUGCUUGUAUGAGGAAUGGAGUGUGUAAGAGUCGAUAUCCUCGUUCAUUUAUUGAAAAUACCAUGCAAGGUAAAGAUUCUUACCCUAUUUAUAGACGAAGAAAUACUGGAAUACAAGUUAAGGCAGUAAAGUACCUAUACAAAUAUGUUUAUAAAGGACAUGAUCGUGUGGCUGUUUCUAUAUCACAUGGUAAUGGAGAAUAUUUACUUGAUGAAAUCAAGCAAUACAGAGAUGCAAGAUGGGUGUCAGCACCAGAAGCCAUGUGGAGAAUUUUUUAAUUCAAUUUGAAUGAAAUGUUCCCAUAUGUUAUCAAUUUACAACUGCAUCUACCCAAUAGGCAAAUGAUAUGGUACUGGGAGAAACAAGAUUUGAAAAAUGUCCUUCAUUCAGAUAAUACAUAUAAAACAAUGCUGACUGAGUUUUUUCAAA